CUCCGGGGCUGGGCGCGGCCGUCCGGAGCGCUCACUGUGAGUGUGUAGCCCGGGGCUGUGACAACGGACCCGAGCCGGGAGCUGCAGCACGGCGACCCGCGGGGAGGCGUGCGCGGGGCAGGCGACCGCGGACCGGCUGGCGGGUCUGACGCACCGCCGCGCUCGCAGUCUCGCUCCGGCUCCAGAGUGCGCGCCGCUGCUUCCCGCGCCUCGGGAGCGUUGCGUUGCGGGCCGCGCCGCUGCCGCCGCCCGAUGGCGAAGCUGCGGGAUUACCUGCCCCGCCUGAUGGUCACGAUCCGGUCCCUGCUCUUCUGGUGCCUGAUCUACUUCUACUGCGGGCUCUGCGCCUCCAUCUACCUGCUCAAACUUUUGUGGAGCAUCUGCAAGGGACCCUCGCAGACCUUCCGGCGGGUCGCUCGGGAACACCCGCCCGCGUGCCUGAACGACCCCUCUCUGGGUACCCACUGCUACGUGAGGAUCAAGGAUUCGGGGUUAAGAUUUCAUUAUGUUGCUGCUGGAGAAAGAGGCAAACCACUUAUGCUGCUGCUUCAUGGAUUUCCAGAAUUCUGGUAUUCUUGGCGUCACCAACUAAGGGAAUUUAAAAGUGAAUAUAGAGUUGUGGCACUGGAUUUGAGAGGCUAUGGAGAAUCAGAUGCUCCUGUUCAUCGAGAGAAUUAUAAAUUGGACUGUCUAAUUACAGAUAUAAAGGAUAUUUUAGACUCUUUAGGGUAUAGCAAAUGUGUUCUUAUUGGCCAUGACUGGGGAGGCAUGAUUGCUUGGCUAAUUGCCAUCUGUUAUCCAGAAAUGGUGAUGAAGCUUAUUGUUAUUAACUUCCCUCAUCCAAAUGUAUUUACAGAAUAUAUUUUACGACACCCGGCCCAGCUGUUCAAAUCCAGCUAUUAUUACUUCUUCCAGAUACCAUGGUUCCCAGAAUUUAUGUUCUCCAUAAAUGAUUUCAAAGCUUUGAAACAUCUGUUUACUAGUCACAGCACUGGCAUUGGAAGAAAAGGAUGUCGACUAACAACAGAAGAUCUUGAAGCUUAUAUUUAUAUUUUUUCUCAGCCUGGAGCAUUAAGUGGUCCAAUUAACCAUUACCGAAAUAUCUUCAGCUGCCUGCCUCUCAAACAUCACAUGGUGAUCACUCCAACAUUACUGCUGUGGGGAGAGAAAGACGCAUUUAUGGAGGUUGAGAUGGCUGAAGUCACAAAGAUUUAUGUUAAAAACUAUUUCAGGCUAACUAUUUUGUCAGAAACCAGUCAUUGGCUCCAACAAGAACAACCUGACAUAGUGAACAAAUUGAUAUGGACAUUUCUAAAAGAAGAAACACGAAGAAAAGAUUGACUUUUUCCAUGAGGAAUCUAUAAUGGAAUCUCCAAAUAAUUUUUAAAAAUUGUUCAUCAACUUCUUUAAGCUUCAUUAGGAAAAAAUUGUUUUAAUGUGCUUGUAUCCUGACAAAUGAUAUUGAAAAAAAUCUGAGAAUGUAUGAACUUGUAACAUAAUGUUGAUUUUCUUUUGUUGUAUUUUGCACAGAAAAGCAUUUGCCUUAAAAUGUAUACACUUGGACAAAAAGGACGUUGAAGAAAGUGGCUCAAUUUUGUUUUUUUUUGCAUUCUUUACCUUGUUAAUAUAUGGUGCCUUUUACAAAUGUAUAUUAAAGAUUAACUGUACCAUAUUAAAAGGCAAACGUGCAAUGGUAUAAAUUUUCAUUUUAUUGUUCAAAAGUUCUUUUUACUAUUUUUUAACCAUUAAAAAAUUCUGUUAUCAAAUA
Bubalus bubalis (water buffalo) is the source of this 1768-nucleotide messenger RNA. It is a transcript of the gene EPHX4, whose product is annotated as epoxide hydrolase 4. Gene Ontology annotation, molecular function: hydrolase activity. The record is from RefSeq and is a predicted model, not a curated record. The coding region runs from base 253 to 1341 and encodes 362 amino acids. The transcript is spliced from 7 exons. NCBI's taxonomy places the organism in Eukaryota, Metazoa, Chordata, Mammalia, Artiodactyla, Bovidae.